UCCUGUCAUUCCUGUUUGUUUAUUAUUGUUUUAUUUUUUAUUUUAAUUAGUUUGGUUUGGUAGUGGUAGAUUCAUGGAAGGUUACCUUAUUAAAAUUAAACUAUACUAUAAUACAAAACAACACCCAUGAGUGAGUGUAUGUGAGCAAGAGAUCGACAGAAUGGCAGAGCUACCACCUGACCCAUUGUUCACUCUCCGAGGAGAUAUGGGGGCAGUUCACAGUCUUCUCUUCCAUCUGACUGAAGAUGCUGAGUAUCUGUAUGCAUCGACUCAAAGUGGCCUCGUCCACAAAUGGAACCUUAAGAGCUGCAGAGAAGAAUCAAAAUUAAAAAUCAGCGAGGAGGCUUGUUUGUCCUUAACCUACUUCCGGUAUAAACUUGUGUCUCAAGAAAAAGGAGGAGGAAUAAAAAUUUGGAAAGAAGAUAAACACCCAAUCCUAGAAAAAACAAUACCUCUCGAUUACUGGGGCUUUUGCAGGUUUGGCAUUUCAGAUUCAAAAUAUAUUGUUUGUCCUGAAUCUAGCUCAUCAAUAAAAGUGAUAAACUUUGAAGGUGACUUAAUCCAAACUUUGAAACCGCCGUGUAGUGAAAAAUUAGGUGAAAUAAUGGCGCUAAAGUGUUUAAACUUGAGUGAUAAAAGCUACAUUUUUGUGUUGUAUGAAAGUGGCUUAUUGACACUAUUCAGCUGUGAUACCGGCUGCGAAGUGACUUCUUGUAAAGUGAGUUCCGACUGUCCGAUGGCUUUGGAUUUUGACGGGUGUUCCAAAUGUGUCGUAGGCGGCAGUGGGGAUUCUAUCCUCGGGUUUGAACUUACCAAAGGAUUGGAACUGAUAAAGUGGAAGGAGACGAAGAUCACCAAUCCUGGCGUAAGUUGUCUCGCAAUAAGGCCUGAUAAGAGGCUACUGGCUGCCGGCUGUUGGGAUGCACGGGUAAGAUUGUUCUCUAUGAAGACUUUAAAACUACUCGCCGUCCUUGUUAAUCACAAAGACACAAUCCACGACAUCCGCUAUUCACCAGCCAGGGUGCGGGCUUGGGAUGUGGAAUGGUUGUUGGCCGUGGCGGGCAAAGACGGUAGAGUGACUCUGUGGAACUUGUACUGAUCAAUUUUUUUUUAAUUAUAAACUUUGUAUGGAUUAGUUA
Messenger RNA from Macrosteles quadrilineatus (aster leafhopper), 1139 nucleotides. RefSeq names its product guanine nucleotide-binding protein subunit beta-like protein 1. The transcript is spliced from 3 exons. Lineage: Eukaryota; Metazoa; Arthropoda; Insecta; Hemiptera; Cicadellidae. Gene Ontology annotation, molecular function: protein binding. Bases 161 to 1099 code for a protein of 312 amino acids. The record is from RefSeq and is a predicted model, not a curated record.